This is a messenger RNA of Oncorhynchus kisutch (coho salmon), 2220 nucleotides long. Its product is annotated as proteinase-activated receptor 3. Gene Ontology annotation, cellular component: plasma membrane. The record is from RefSeq and is a predicted model, not a curated record. NCBI's taxonomy places the organism in Eukaryota, Metazoa, Chordata, Actinopteri, Salmoniformes, Salmonidae. The transcript is spliced from 2 exons. Gene Ontology annotation, biological process: positive regulation of Rho protein signal transduction; thrombin-activated receptor signaling pathway; phospholipase C-activating G protein-coupled receptor signaling pathway. Bases 145 to 1293 code for a protein of 382 amino acids. Gene Ontology annotation, molecular function: thrombin-activated receptor activity.
UAACUCACUGAGAAAAUCUUGAUAGAAGUACAGAGAGACUUCUUGACAGAGAUGUGACCUGCCCGGACAUCAGGAACGAUCUGCCCUUAUUGUCGAUAGCUAAAGUUGAUUAUUUCAAAGGACUAUCUAUCCGGACAAAUAGCAAUGGGGAAACUUUUGCUAUUUUUAUUGGUUUCUUUUCUUUUGUUGGAUGUGACAUUUCAAUCCAAAGGGAAAAGGGCCAAGAAAUCCAAGUGCAACAUCACUGUAAUUCCCAGAACAUUUAAAGGAAAAAUCAUACAGUUAAAGUCUGUCUCUCUCCCGAAUGCCUGCCAACAGACACAGACACAACAAGCACCCCAUUAUUCUGGCCCCCCCACUGCCUCUGCUCCUACCCCUCCGGUGCUGUGGUUGCUAAGCAACGACACAGCGGCGUACCUCGCCGGCCCGCUGAGCAGGUGGGUCAUCCCCAGUUUUUACAUGCUGGCCAUUGUCGUGGGGAUCCCGGCCAACGUUGCCAUCUUGUCCUCCGUGGCCACCGAAGUCAGGAGGGUGUCGUCGGCCAUCCUCUACUGCAGCCUGGCCAUCUCCGACCUCUUCCUCCUCCUCUCCCUCGUCUUCAAGGCCCACUACCAUCUCCAUGGCAACCACUGGGUGUUCGGCGAGACUGCCUGCCGCAUCGUCACAGCCUGUUUCUACGGCAACCUGUACUGCUCGGCACACACACUAGCCUGUAUUAGCGUCAAACGCUACCUGGCCGUGGUGCGCCCGUUUCUCUACAAGAGCCUCCCCAAAAGGGCCUAUACCGCCUGGGCCAGCGUGGUUGUUUGGGGGGUGUUUGGGGCUGCUGUCAUACCCGAGCUCCUGGUCCGGCAGAGCUACCACCUCCCUCAGCUAGGCCUCACUACUUGCCAUGAUGUUCUUCCACUGGACUACAGCUCCCAUGCUCCUCUGCUCUACUACAAGCUGGGCCUGACCUUUCUGGGUCUACUAGUCCCGCUGGUGGUCACGGCUGUGUGUUAUGCACGGAUAGUCCGAGAACUCAACCACUCACACCACGACUGGGCGCUGUAUGUCAAGGCUAGCUCGCUGGUGUUUGUGAUUUUUGUGGCAUGUUUCGGCCCCGCCGGGACCCUCCACUUCCUGCAUUAUGUGCGUCUGUUGGCAAGCGAAGAGGACAGCUUCUACGGCUACUUCAAUGUGGCAGUGUGUCUGUGCUGUCUGCAUGCCUGCCUGGACCCAUUCCUCUUCCUCCUUAUGUCCAAAUCAACCGGAUCCAAACUCCACUUCAUGACUCUGAGCAUCUCCACCUGAAUCUUAAUCCGGAACAAAAGUACAAAAUAAUCCACAUUUAUUCCAUGAUCUUCAAGGGGAAGACCAUGAGCAUCCCCACCUGAAUUUGACGUAACCUGGAUUCGAAUUUGGACCGCAACAUCAGGCCUAAAUUUGGGUCAGCCACUUCAAUCUAGAUCUCAACUAUGUGACUGACUAUCGGAAGAUAAGGCCAGAAACUGGAUCAGGGUUUGAGACAGUUAUGGAUCUCAGUGAGGUUUCUCAUCUCAGAUCCAGUUUCAUAUGUGAAAUCGGUUUAGAUCUGUGUGUGACUCUUUUUUUCUUUUUUGAACCCUUAUUUUACUAGGUAAAUUGACUGAGAACACAUUCUCAUUUACAGCAAAGACCUGGGGAGUAGUUACAGGGGAGAGGAGAGGGGAUGAAUGAGUCAAUUGGCAAUUUGUUGUUGGCAAGUCAUAAACGGGACCCUUCCAACCACAAACAGAGAGAGGAACAUCAACUACUGUAUCAAUGCUGGGACUCUGAGUAGAUUGGACUGGAAUUCUGUGUGUGGGGGGGGGGGGGCUAUAUAUGUCUAUUGUAUGUGUUGUUUACUUACAAAACCUAUUAAAAAUGUUUUUAAGGAUACAUGUGAAAUAUUUACAUUUGGCCAAAUAAUGUAUACAUUCCAAAUUCCAACAUAUAUUACAGAAUGUUCUUCAAAUGUAAAUACAGGGCCUUCAGAAAGUAUUCACACCUCUUUACUUUUUCCACAUUUUGUUGUGUUACAAAGUGGGAUUAAAAUGUAUUUAAUUGUGAUUUUUUUUGUCAAAGAUCUACACAAAAUACUCAAUAUGGAAGAACAUUUCUAAAAUGUGUAAAACAUUCAUGAAAAAUAAUAAUACACUAGUAUAUCUUGAUUAGAUAAGUAUUCAACCCGCUAGGUCAAUAAAUGUUAGAUUCACCUUG